This is a messenger RNA of Microthlaspi erraticum, 252 nucleotides long. Lineage: Eukaryota; Viridiplantae; Streptophyta; Magnoliopsida; Brassicales; Brassicaceae. The record is from the annotation of a GenBank genome assembly.
AUGGAGGCCGAGAAAACACCACCGACGACGACGACGGAGAAGAAAACGGAGCAAGUAGUGAAAGACAAUGAUCUUCCGACCAACAGUCCUUACGUGGACGACUCUGGUACCUUGGAAGAUUACAAGAUGAAAGCUUAUGGAGCCGAAGGCCACAAAGAGGUUAAGGCUGGUCUUGGAGGUGGCUCCACCGAUGCUCCUACUCCUUCAGGCGACACAACCACCGCCGCACCCACCGGUGCCAAAGCUCCUUGA